GUAUUGGCCUCCUCUUUGGAGGCUAGCGUGUUCGAGCAGCAAGCGAGGGAACGGGUGCUUCGCUUGCCGGGGCAAUCCUUCGACGUUAGCUUCGCCCACUACUCCGGCUACGUGACCGUCAACGAAGAGGCCGGAAGGGCUUUCUUCUACUGGUUCUUUGAGGCCACCGAGGAACCCGCAUCCAAGCCCCUCGUACUUUGGCUCAAUGGAGGACCCGGUUGCUCUUCUAUUGGAUUAGGGUUGGCUGAGGAAGUGGGGCCUUUUCACGUCAAUGCAGAUGGGAAAAGUCUCUAUCCGAAUCCGUAUUCUUGGAAUCAAGUGGCAAAUAUACUGUUUCUGGAUUCUCCUGUUGGUGCCGGCUUUGCCUAUUCAAACAAUUCUCAAGAUGUAUUGACCAACGGAGACAAAAGAACUGCAAAAGAUAAUUUGACAUUUUUGAAGAGGUGGUUCAAACGUUUUCCCCAAUACAAGGGACGAGAUUUUUAUAUAACUGGAGAAAGUUAUGCAGGGCAUUAUGUGCCGCAAUUGGCUCAAGCUAUUGUUAAGUCCCAAAAAUUAACAGGAACGAAAUCAAUUAACCUCAAGGGAUAUAUGGUGGGAAAUGCUCUGACUGAUGAUUUUAAUGACUAUCAUGGAGUUUUCCAAUACAUGUGGACGACUGGCUUAAUUUCAGAUCAAACAUACAAGCUGCUCAACAUUUUCUGUGACUCCCAGUCAUUUGAACAUCCGUCGUCUGAAUGCCAAAAGAUUCUUGACAUUGCUAGCAACGAACUUGGGAAUAUUGACCCAUACAGUAUCUUUACUCCUUCCUGUACUGGAAGCUUCACGCUCUCAAAAAAUAAAUUACUGAAAAGAUUGCAUUCUGCUGGAAGAAUAGGCAAAAAGUAUGAUCCGUGCACUGAGAAACAUUCUAUGGUUUAUUUUAAUUUGCCCGAGGUCCAAAAAGUACUCCAUGUUAAUCCAGCAUUUGCUCCUUCUAAGUGGGUAACUUGCAGUGAUUUUGUGGAUAAGAACUACAAGGAUUCUUCAAGGUCAGUGCUGCCUAUUUACCGUGAGCUUAUAAGCCAUGGGCUUCGCAUCUGGAUGUUCAGUGGAGACACAGACGCCGUUAUUCCAGUUGCAUCAACACGGUAUAAUAUUGAUGCACUUAAGCUUCCUACGGUGACCCCAUGGCAUGCUUGGUAUGAUGAUGGUCAGGUCGGUGGAUGGACUCAAGUAUACAAAGGUCUCACAUUUGUGACUGUGAGGGGAGCUGGCCAUGAGAUUUCCCUGCUUCGACCAAAAUCAGCAUUAGUUCUUAUCAAGGCAUUCCUGUCUGGGAAUCCAAUGCCUACUACCCUGCCCGAGCUUGAUGAUUCCUGAGCUCUCCAUACAACUUGGCUGCCAUCGUGGAAGAUGCUCCGGUUUCAGCUAAACCAGCACGAGAGCGACAAGGAAAGAAAAAUUAAUUUACCUAUGAAUCUCGUGUUAUUUGGGAACAUACCGAAUUAUUCUGCCAGUUAUUCGGAAGAUUAUGCGAGCAAAAUAAAGGUUUUUAUCAUUCUUGA
Messenger RNA from Musa acuminata subsp. malaccensis (wild Malaysian banana), 1547 nucleotides. RefSeq names its product serine carboxypeptidase II-2. Gene Ontology annotation, biological process: proteolysis. The record is from RefSeq and is a predicted model, not a curated record. Gene Ontology annotation, molecular function: serine-type carboxypeptidase activity. Lineage: Eukaryota; Viridiplantae; Streptophyta; Magnoliopsida; Zingiberales; Musaceae.